Messenger RNA from Penicillium robsamsonii, 1050 nucleotides. RefSeq names its product Porphobilinogen deaminase N-terminal. Lineage: Eukaryota; Fungi; Ascomycota; Eurotiomycetes; Eurotiales; Aspergillaceae. The transcript is spliced from 2 exons. Bases 1 to 1050 code for a protein of 349 amino acids. Gene Ontology annotation, cellular component: cytoplasm. Gene Ontology annotation, molecular function: hydroxymethylbilane synthase activity. Gene Ontology annotation, biological process: heme biosynthetic process. The record is from RefSeq and is a predicted model, not a curated record.
AUGGCUACCCCCGCCCCCCAAAAGACCAUCACUAUCGGCACCCGCAAGUCUAAAUUGGCUCUGCUCCAGACACACAUGGUCCUCGACGCGUUGAAGAACGCAUUCCCGCAAUAUGAAUAUAAGGUCUUUUCCAAGGAGACAGCCGGUGACCUAAACACUACCAUCGCACUGCGGGACUUCACCACCAAGAACCUAUGGACGGAGGAAUUGGAGGAAUUGAUGAUCGGCGGACAAGUCGAUGUCAUCGUACACUCGCUGAAAGAAAUGCUGACGACGCCUUUUUCAAACUUAUCAGAUGUCCCCACUACUCUCCCCUCUUCCUGCAAGCUUGGCCCGAGCAUGCCCCGCGAAGAUAGCAGGGAUGUCCUUGUGGUGAAACAAGGUUUGCCAUACAAGAGCCUGUCCGAAAUCCCCGCCGGGUCCGUAGUUGGAACCUCGUCCAUUCGCCGCACAGCUCAAUUGGCUCGGAAAUACCCCCACCUUAAGGUUCAGGAUGUCCGUGGCAACAUCGGCACUCGCCUGUCAAAGCUGGACGCCGAAGAUAGCCCUUACACCUGUGUCAUUCUGGCCGCUGCUGGUCUGUUGCGUCUUGAUUUGGCGGAUCGUAUCACCCAAUAUUUGGACUCUAAGAACAGCGGCAUGCUCUAUGCUGUCGGACAGGGUGCCCUUGGUAUCGAAAUUCGCAAAGAAGAUACUGUUCUCCAGGAUAUGUUGGACAAGAUUGGUCACCAGGAGACUACGUUCUCGGUUUUGGCUGAGCGGAGUCUUUUGCGGACUCUUGAGGGAGGUUGCAGUGCCCCGCUGGGUGUUGAAACCGAAUGGGUCCAAAAUGCACAGGGUUCUAAGCAGCUGCGAAUGCGGUCUGUUGUUGUCAGUGUCGAUGGGAAAGAGUGUGCUCAGGUAGAAUUGGAAGGCGACGUCAACUCUGCUGAAAGUGCCGAGGCCUUCGGAAUCACCGUCGCCAAGGCCCUGGUGGCUGACGGCGCUGGAGAUAUUCUCGAGGCUAUCCAGCAGAACAAGACCAAGGAGGGUGUUUCUACUGCGGUUUGA